GAUUAAAGACUCCAGGCGAUGCAGUAGUUCCUUUUUGUAUCAAACAAGCUCUUUGAUAGCAAUAAAACCAGUACUUGACAUGGUGUUUUUUUGGCGAGGAGGCCCGGAAGCCCGGCGCCUGCUGCUCUCGCUUCUGCUCCUCGCAGCCUGGGAGGCCGGGCGCGGCCAGGUGCGCUACUCGGUCCCCGAGGAGGCCAAGCACGGCGCCUUCGUGGGCCGCAUCGCGCAGGACCUGGGGCUGGAGCUGGCGGAGCUGGUGCCGCGCCUGUUCCGCGUGGCGCCCAAGGGCCGCGGGGACCUUCUGGAGGUGAAUCUGCAGAAUGGCAUUUUGUUCGUGAAUUCUCGGAUCGACCGCGAGGAGCUGUGCGGGCGCAGCGCGGAGUGCAGCAUCCACCUGGAGGUGAUCGUGGAGAGGCCCCUGCGGGUUUUCCACGUGGAGGUGGAGGUGACGGACAUUAACGACAACCCGCCCGUGUUCCCGAGAACACAAAAGAACCUGUUCAUCGCGGAAUCCAGGCCGCUGGACUUUCGGUUUCCACUAGAGGGCGCCUCGGAUGCAGAUAUCGGGGAGAACGCUCUGCUCACCUACAGGCUGAGCCCCAAUGAGUACUUUUCCCUGGACGCACCAACCAGCGACGACCAGGUAAAACCUCUUGGACUUGUAUUGCGGAAACCUUUAGACAGGGAGGAAACUCCAGAGAUUUCUUUAGUGCUCACGGCCACUGAUGGCGGCAAACCUGAGCUGACUGGCACCGUUCAGUUGCACAUCACGGUGCUGGACGCCAAUGACAACGCCCCAGCUUUCGACAGGACACUCUAUGCGGUGAAAUUACCAGAAAAUGUUCCCAAUGGAACGUUGGUAAUUAAACUUAAUGCCUCAGAUUUAGACGAAGGCUUGAAUGGGGAUAUUAUUUAUUCAUUCUCUAGUGAUAUUUCUCCAGAGGUAAAAUCUAAGUUCUAUAUAGAUCCCAUAGGUGGAGAAAUUGUAGCAAUAGGACAUAUCGAUUUCGAAGAAACUAAAGCCUACAAUAUUCGAGUAGAGGCGAUUGAUAGAGGCUACCUACCACUGGCUGGUCACUGUACAGUUCUUGUGGAAGUUGUGGACACUAAUGACAAUGCUCCAGAGUUGACUAUCACUUCCCUGUCUCUUCCUGUCUCAGAGGAUGCUCAGCCAGGCACAGUCAUAACCUUGAUUAAUGUGUCUGACCGAGAUUCUGGGGUCCACGGGCAAGUGACCUGCUCCCUAACACCUCAAGUUCCAUUCAAGCUGGUGUCCACCUUCAAGAAUUACUAUUCGCUGGUGCUGGACGGCGCCCUGGACCGCGAGAGCGUGGCGAACUAUGAGCUGGUGGUGACAGCGCGGGACGGGGGCUCGCCUUCACUGUCGGCCACAGCCAGCGUGUCCGUGGAGGUGGCCGACGUGAACGACAACGCGCCGGAGUUCGCGCAGCGCGAGUACACGGUGUUCGUGAAGGAGAACAACCCGCCCGGCUGCCACAUCUUCACGGUGUCGGCGCGCGACCGGGACGCGCAGGAGAACGCGCUGGUGUCCUACUCGCUGGUGGAGCGGCGGGCGGGCGAGCGCGCGCUGUCGAGCUACGUGUCCGUGCACGCGGAGAGCGGCCGCGUGUACGCGCUGCAGCCCCUGGACCGCGAGGAGCUGGAGCUGCUGCAGUUCCAGGUGAGCGCGCGCGACGCGGGCGCGCCGCCUCUGGGCAGCACCGUGACGCUGCAGGUGUUCGUGCUGGACGAGAACGACCACGCGCCCGCGCUGCUGCCGCCCGGGGCCGUGCUGCUGUCGCUGGUGGACGGCGGCCAGGCGCCCAAGGCCUCUGUGUCGGCGUCUGCGGGCGCCGCGGGCUCGGAGGCGGCGCUGGUGGACGUGAACGUGUACCUGAUCGUCGCCAUCUGCGCGGUGUCCAGCCUGCUGGUGCUCACGCUGCUGCUGUACACGGCCGUGCGGUGCUCGGCGGCGCCGAGCGGGGGCGCGUGCGGGCCGGGGCAGCCCAGGCUGGUGUGCCCGGGCGCGGGGGGCAGCUGGUCGGCCUCGCAGCAGAGGCGGCCGCGGGUGUGCUCUGGGGAGGGCGCGCCCAAGAUGGACCUCAUGGCCUUCAGCCCCAGCAUUCCUCCUCCAGGUCCCCCUGGAUCUGUAGUUGCAACGGGAGAUCCAGAAGCUUCUUUUGACUCCUCUGCGAAGGUAGGUUGCUCUUAUAUUUUA
This is a messenger RNA of Miniopterus natalensis, 2218 nucleotides long. NCBI's taxonomy places the organism in Eukaryota, Metazoa, Chordata, Mammalia, Chiroptera, Miniopteridae. The record is from RefSeq and is a predicted model, not a curated record.